CUUCACGGAAGUCAGCACUGGCGAUGGUGGCGGCCUCGUCAGCCUAGCAGCAGGAAGAGAAUGUUUGCGUCCAGUAAAAGAAUAAUAUCACCUGAUUAUAAGCCUUUAUAACCGUAGAGUUUUUCCGCUGAGUCUGCUGGGGUUCAGACAGCACAUUCCCUUACCUGGAGCCGGCCUAUGUGAGUUUGAAGCAGGGCGCUGGAUAAAAUGUCCCUUUUCCAGUCGGCACUGGAUUUCCUAGCCGGCCCCGGCUCGUCCGGAGCGGCCAGCCGGGACCAGAAUGAUUUCGUCGGACAAGUCGUUGAGCUCGGUGACUUGAAACUGAGGAUCAAGAGGGUGAUCGCGGAAGGUGGAUUUGCCUUUGUGUAUGAAGCCCAGGACAUGAGCAGCGGUAAAGACUAUGCCCUCAAGAGGCUGCUGUCGCAUGAAGAAGAAAAGAACAAGGAAAUCAUACAGGAAGUCUGCUUCAUGAAAAAGCUGUCCGGUCAUCCCAACAUGGUUCAGUUCUGCUCUGCUGCCUCCAUCAGUAAGGAGGAGUCGGACACCGGGCAGGCCGAGUUCCUGAUCCUCACGGAGUUGUGUAAAGGUCAGCUGGUGGACUUUAUAAAGCGAGUAGAGCAGAGGGCUCUCCUGUCCUGUGACACCGUGCUGAAAAUCUUCUACCAGACGUGCCGCGGCGUGCAGCACAUGCACAAACAGAAGCCUCCAAUCACACACCGAGACCUCAAGAUUGAGAACCUCUUGAUUAGUAACCAGGGCACCAUCAAGCUGUGUGACUUUGGCAGCGCCACCACAGUGUCCCAUUACCCUGACUACAGCUGGUCAGCACAGAAGAGGUCCAUGGUGGAGGAUGAGAUCACAAGGAACACCACUCCAGCGUACCGAACGCCAGAGAUGAUCGAUCUCUAUUCCAACUUCCCCAUCAAUGAUAAACAGGACAUCUGGGCCUUAGGAUGCAUCCUCUACCUGCUGUGUUUUAAGCAGCACCCGUUCGAGGAGGGGGCCAAGCUGCAAAUCGUCAACGGAAAAUACUCCAUACCUCAGAACGAUGUCAAGUACACUGUGUAUCACAACCUCAUACGUUCCAUGUUGAAGGUGAACCCAGAGGAGCGUCUGUCUAUUACAGAGUUGGUCAACCAGCUCCAGGAGAUAGCAGCAGCACGCAACGUCAACCCCAAGUCUCCCAUUACAGAGCUGCUGGAGCAGAACGGAGGUUUUGGCAACAAUGGAGCCCAGCCGCCCAUGCAGAUCCAAAACGUCCACAACAAUGCAGGCAUAUACGAUCCUGAUCAGUCAGGCAGUGGCCUCUUGGAUAUCUUAAGGGGAGGAACAGAGCGCUUCCUGACCAACAUAAAGGAUACUUCCUCUAAGGUCAUCCAGUCCGUAGCCAGCAACCCAAGCUAUGCCAAAGGGGACCUAGAUAUUUCAUAUAUCACCUCCAGAAUAGCAGUCAUGUCCUUCCCAGCAGAGGGGGUGGAGUCAGCGAUAAAGAACAACAUUGAGGACGUCCGUCUGUUUCUAGAUUCACGUCAUGCUGGCCACUAUGCUGUCUACAACCUCUCCAAACGAUCAUACAGGCCCUCUCGAUUCCACAACAGGGUUUCAGAGUGUAACUGGCAAGUGCGCCGAGCCCCCAACCUCCGCAGUCUCUACAGUGUGUGUAAGAACAUGCAUCUAUGGCUCAAACAAGACCAGAGGAACAUCUGUAUAGUACACUGCCUGGAUGGCAGAGCAGUAUCCGCGGUGGCAGUUUGCUCCUUCCUGUGUUUCUGUCGCCUUUUCACCACAGCUGAGGCGGCGGUCUACAUGUUCUCAAUGAAACGCUGCCCGCCUGGCAUCGCACCCUCACACAAGAGGUAUAUAGAGUAUAUGUGCGACAUGAUGGCAGAGGAGCCCAUCGUCCCCCACAGCAAGCCCAUAAUAAUUCGCUCCAUCGUCAUGACACCCAUGCCGCUGUUUAACAAGCAGCGUAAUGGCUGCAGACCGUUUUGCGAAGUUUAUGUUGGAGACGAGAGAGUCCUCAGCACAUCACAGGAGUACGACAAGAUGAGGGAUUUUAAGAUGGAGGAUGGGAGAGCGGAGAUUCCCCUCAAUGUGACCGUCCAAGGAGAUGUACUGGUGGUGAUCUACCAUGCAAGAUCUACGCUGGGAGGACGUCUACAGGCCAAGAUGGCGUCCAUGAAGAUGUUUCAGAUCCAGUUCCACACAGGCUUUGUCCCCAGAAAUGCGACCACUGUCAAGUUUGCCAAGUAUGACUUGGAUGCCUGUGACAUCCAGGAGAAGUACCCAGACUUGUUCCAGGUCAACUUGGACAUCGAGGUGGAAUCCAGAGACAGACCCAGCACCAAGACCCCUCCUUGGGAGGGCUUCCAAACCAAGGGCCUCAAUCCCAAAAUCCUUUUCUCCUCUCGUGAUGAACAGCAAGAAAUCCUCAGCAAAUUUGGUAAGCCUGAGCUGCCUCGUCAGCCAGGUUCCUCAGCAUUUUAUGACUCAGAGUCGCCCCAGCCGGCUCAGACCCCAGAAGCCUCUAAUGCAGCCGAACUGGAAUCUCCUGUGAGCACAGAUAGCAACGCCAACAACUUCUUCCAGACACUGGAUUGGGAAGAUGUGAGUGGCGCUCAGGAUGCCUCAGACAGUCUGGGAGGGGGAUCCAUGAAUGACCAGGAGGACCUGAGUGAUCAAUCAGAUGGAGAGUCGUACUCAUAUUCUGCCCCGGGCGGGGAGCCGCUGUCACGUGACCCCAGCGAACCACUGUUUGAUGCAGACUUCCAGAGCCCCCUCCCUGCAGCCCAGGAAUCUCCUAUCGAUGACACAGCAGACCUCUUAGGGUUGAACUCUGACCCUUCCAUGUCCUCGUCCUCUGCUCCUCAUCAAGGAGUCCAGGGCGGAAUGAAAGCUGCAUCCAGCAACAGCGACCUCCUCAACGACUUUUUUGCACCCCCUGCUGGUCAGACAGGAGCAGUGCAGGAGGACUUGUUCUUCAGUGGGCCUGCUGUGGGGGGCACAACAGACUCAAAAUCCAUGGACGACCUUUUUGAUCCGUUUGGGAUGGUGUCUGGCUCGGGUGUUGGCCCCACUGUGGGUUCGUCUCGGCAGGCCUCUGGGCCGGACCUUUUCGGAGUCUUGUUAGGCUCUGAAAGUUCAACUCACAUUAACCCAACUCCUGCUUCAAACACAAGCCUCUUCAACCUUAAUAAACCAGUGAAUGAUGUCCCUAAAAUGACAUCAUCAGCCAGCCAACCAGACCUGCUGGGUGGGUGGGACAGCUGGGCAGCUAGCUCCACCACUAGCAUGAGCGCCACCACCAGCAAACCCAACUAUAACAACACAGCUUCUGGUGGGGCACCUAUGUCGAAGGCCAAGUCUCAGACCUUUGAUCCUUUUGCCGACCUAGGAAACCUGGGCUCCAGUUUACCAGUUUCCUCCAGCAGUAAUCUUUCCGGGCCUGCUUUGAGUGCAAAGGCUCCUUCCUCCUCCACUUCCUCAUCUGCUAAGCCUCAAGCCCAGCCCUGGCAGUCUGGAAGACCCACCUCAGCCCAGAAUAAACCUUGGAUGUCUGGUUCAGGACCUGGUUCCAAAGCAUCCUCAGCCUCUCAGCCUGCAGGCACACAGUCCACCAAACCCAACUACAACCUCAACUUCUCUAGUGUCAUUGGUGGGAGAGAGGACAGAGGCGUUCGUGGACCUGGAUUUGGCCCCAAGCCGAAGGUAAAGGAGGAUGAUUUUGAGGACCUGCUGUCAACUCAGGGUUUUGCCUCUAGGCCUGAUAGAAAGGGACCAAGGACCAUCGCUGAAAUGAGGAGACAGGAGCUCACAAAAGAAAUUGAUCCACUUAAAUUACAGAUCUUGGACUGGAUCGAGGGGAAGGAGCGAAACAUCCGAGCGCUGCUGUCGACUCUAAACACUGUGCUGUGGGAGGGUGAAACCCGCUGGAGGCCUGUGGGCAUGGCUGACUUGGUGACGCCUGACCAGGUGAAGAAGUACUACAGGAAGGCUGUCCUGAUUGUCCAUCCAGAUAAGACAACAGGCCAGCCUUAUGAACAUUACGCUAAGAUGAUCUUCAUUGAAUUGAACGACGCCUGGUCAGAGUUCGAGAACCAGGGAUCCAAAGCACUCUUCUAAAACCCUGGAUCCCAGCUAGACUAGGCCAGACCAGACCAGACUGGAUUUGGCCUAACAAGGUUUAGACUGGGCCAGAUUGGACAGGACUGAGCCCACAUUGGGCCUUAGGGGGCGCAGAGCCUCUGAGAGGUGUCUCUCUACCAUUCCCUUCACUCCCUUCUACCUUCUUUCCUUUCUUCUGUUUCUACAGUCAAGGAAAAAGACCUUUCGCCUCGUGUCGGCCUGUAGGGGAAAUUUCCUCACUGGUUCAACAGCCAGUGUGAUCGUUCUUAAACUCACUGCCUACCUGCACGACUGCCUGAGUGGUGCUGCAAACAUCUGGAGGGAAGAACGGGUGACAAUUGCACGAAGAAGACAAAAAAUGGAAAAGAAAAUCCGAUAAUACAAAGACUUCUAAAACGACCAAGCUGAUUUAUCAUGAAAGUGGUAUUCAGAUAAAAGAUUUAAUCACCCCACACUAAUAAAAUGCUGGUAUAUGUUAGCUGUGGCUGGUAAGUUUGUCAUUUGUGCCUGGCACUUUUGGAAGCAACCCGUCAUUCCGCUGACUGGUACACACACACACACACAAAAACAUGGCUGCACAUUUUUCAGCACGCCAACCAACAUGAAAGUGUUGUCUUUAAGCUUUGUUGCCUCAGAAAAAUAGCGAAUGUUGCUGAUGAAUCUUGGAACAAACCAGCCACAGCCACCAAUGGACCAAAUCAAAAAAAGUUUUAUCCUGUCUCUAAUGCACAAGCAGGAUUAAAGUCUCCCCCGGGUUUUUGAAACAAGCUAGAUCUGUUGAUAGUACCCAUUAAUACUUUGAAGUGUUCCUGCUGCAUCUUUUGGGGUCAACAGUUGGUUGGGUUUGCUGUUGAGCCAUUGUCUCUCCAGAAAGACAAGACUUUUGCCUGCUGAACACUACUAUUGCUGCUUCUACCAUUACAGUUACUGCUACACACACACACACACACACACACACACACACUCCUCCGAUAGAUGUUAAAACCUGCAUCCUAAACUUCUGACAGAGGAGCUGAACUUGUUUUGGAGCCCCAUAUAAACCUAAGCGGGCAGUCGUGUCGUUUUUGAAGUGCUCUUUUAACUCCACCCACUCAGGCUAUACUGUGUAGGUAACUGCAUGCUCUCCCACACCAAACUUUCAAACAGGAGGUAGGUGUGUUUGAUUUGAAACCAGGGUAGUCCUAACGGGCAGAGGCUCUUUCAUUGAAGUGCUAUUUUUCUUGUAGCAGAAACGGAGGAGAGUCUUCCUGCCUGAUAACGCUGAGUGGCAGACUACUUGCCUUCCCAGCAGUCACACUGCUCAAUGCAUUUGAGCAUCUCCAUCAUUACUGUCAUUCUUAACCCCUCUCUUUGUCUCUGUAAGCCCCACCCACCUCCAGCGCCUAGUUCAGUGGACAUUAUUUUUUGUCAGCGAAUAGGAGGAGAUCAAAAAGUGAAGGAAUGAAAAGAGAAUCUGGUGAUUUAAUCUGGUUGCUCUUGGUUUUUACACUUUCUUGUAUUUGUUGGGGGUUCAUUCUGAGCUUUUGUCAGUUAAUCAUGACUUCAGUGUAAAUAUAAACGUAUUAUCAUCCAUCAAGUGGCUUGGUUAAGAUUACAGCCGGGACAAUUGAUGUUAUUGAGCUUCAUGCUUGACUGCGUGAAUGGUUGUGUGAUUUAGUGUGUGUGUGUUUGUGUGUCUGUGUGUGUAAGUCAGUAUGCAUGUGUGUUUCUCUCUCUGGGGGAAGAUAAUGAAACCUUGUUGGACAUCAUGCUUUCUUGUCUGCAAUCACAAUCUUUUUUUCCAGCAUCUCCCACACUUUUGUUUUUGUGUUUUGUCUUUUCUAAAAAAAAAAAGAAAAAAAAAAUCUUUCCAACUUUUGUUUGCUCUUUUUUUCCCCCCCUUUAUUUUACAUUUUACCUCAUGGACCAAUCAAAUCAACUGUUUUCUUAUUUAUUAUUGUUUUUUUUGUGAGUGUUUGGGGGUUAUAGUGACACAUAUUCAUGCAUAUUGAUGACACAAGUGAACAUUUCAGAUAAUAUAUAAGUGGAAUGUGCUGAGUGCAUAUGGGGCAGUUGGUUGAUCACAGUGAGCCUCUUUCUUGCCGUUUUCAUUCCAAAGCAUUUAUUAUUAAUACGAAUGUGGUUUUACAAAUAUAUAUAUAUAUAUCCUCUCUGUUGUUAAGCGGUAUGUGUUUAUCAUUUGUCGGUUCGGUCUGUCUUUUUGUCGUUACCUUUUGGUUUUCUUAUUUCCUCUUGCUUCUGUUUUGCAUUUUGUUAAAAUUCCAACACGAGGGGCCAGUAAGUAAGAAAAAAAAUAAAUGGGCUGAUGCUUGAAAUUCAGUUAAAAUUGUCUAACAGUAUCCUAGCAUAAAGAGAGGGAAUAGCAGAACCACACAUCGACAGUGUUUACUGUACCAAAUUACAUUAUACUAAUAUGAAUGUAAUUUCAAUGCAAAAGCAAAUGAUUAAAAGAACCUUUUGAUUUGAGGCAUA
Messenger RNA from Perca fluviatilis (European perch), 6597 nucleotides. It is a transcript of the gene gak, whose product is annotated as cyclin G associated kinase. Gene Ontology annotation, biological process: protein phosphorylation; regulation of clathrin-dependent endocytosis; positive regulation of Notch signaling pathway. The transcript has 30 exons. Gene Ontology annotation, molecular function: ATP binding; AP-2 adaptor complex binding; protein serine/threonine kinase activity. Lineage: Eukaryota; Metazoa; Chordata; Actinopteri; Perciformes; Percidae. Gene Ontology annotation, cellular component: cytoplasm. The coding region runs from base 208 to 4122 and encodes 1304 amino acids. The record is from RefSeq and is a predicted model, not a curated record.